CUUAUUCGCUCCCACAUCCACCACCAUCUCUACCGCGCCGCACCCAGCUCCAGCUCUAGCAGCACCAUCUCUACCGACGCACCCACCUCCUCCUCCUUGGUGAAGGCCGGCCGCGCCACUGCACGAGCACACACGAACGCACAGAGACGGGUGGCCGCCGUACCGACGCCCGCGCCUCCAGGUAGACUAGACUACUACUAGUACCUGGCAGGGGGCUGCUCCAUUGCCGGCACAUCAUCAGGAAAAAGAAGGGAGCUGUGCUAAAAUUUCUUGGAGGGGAGGGGGUAGAGAUGACGUUUGGUAGCGCCGACAUGGAGGCCGGCGGCGGCGGCGAGCGCCGCCACGGACAACAGGAGGAACAGUCAUCCGACGAGCGGCGCGCGCGGUUCGCGGAGGACUGGGGCUGCUGCGCCUGCGCCUGCGCGGGGCUAUUCCUGGGGCCCAACCCGAUGGUGGCGCGCUACAUGUACGCGCUCAUCUUCCUCGUCACCAACCUCCUCGCCUGGACGCUCCGCGACUACGGCGACUCCGCGCUCGCCGAGCUGCAGCGGCUGAAGGUCUGCCAGGGCGCGCUCUACUGCCUGGGCGCGGAGGGCGUGCUGCGGGUCAGCCUCGGCUGCUUCGUCUUCUUCUUCGUCAUGUUCCUGUCCACCGUGAAGGCCAGGAAGGUGCACGACUGCCGCAACUCGUGGCACUCCGAGUGGUGGCCGGCCAAGCUCGCCCUCUGGCUCGGCCUCACCGCCGUCACCUUCCUCGCGCCGUCGCCGCUCGUCCAGCUCUACGGGAAGGUGGCGCAUUUCGGAGCAGGGGCUUUCCUGGUGAUCCAGCUGAUCAGCGUCACCAGGUUCAUCAUGUGGCUCAACGACUGGUGCCGCGCAGAGAUGACCCAGAAGAGAUACCACUUGCAGAUUCAGGCGGUGUCCAUCGUCACGUACGUGGGGUCGCUCCUGGGGAUCGUGCUCAUGUACGUGUGGUACGCGCCCAGCCCGGCCUGCAGGCUCAACAUCCUCUUCAUCACCGUCACGCUGGCGCUCGUGCAGCUCAUGACCUUCGUCUCCAUGAGCUCCAAGGUGAAGGCAGGGUACGUGGCGCCGGGGCUGAUGGGGAUCUACGUCGUGUUCCUGUGCUGGUCGGCGAUCAGAAGCGAGCCGCACACGGAGGUUUGCAACAGGAAGGCAGAAGUCGCCACGAGCGCAGACUGGGUGAACAUCGCGAGCUUUGUGAUCGCCGUCGUCGUCAUCGUGGCGGCGACCUUCUCGACGGGGAUCGACUCCAAGUGCCUCCAGUUCAAGCAGGCGGAGGGGGAGUCGGAGGAGGAGGAGGAGGACGACAUCCCCUACGGCCUCGGCUUCUUCCACCUGGUGUUCUCCAUGGGCGCCAUGUACUUCGCCAUGAUCUUCGUCGGCUGGAACGCGAACGCGAGCCACACCAUGGAGAGGUGGACGAUCGACGUCGGGUGGGCGAGCACGUGGGUGCGCGUCGGCAACGAGUGGCUGGCGGCAAUCGUGUACAUAUGGAUGAUGAUCGCGCCCGUCAUCUGGAAGACGAGGCAGGUGGGAUCGGCGGCGGAGACGUGAGCAGUUUUUCCGCUGAUUCUGAGUUUCUGACAGCCGGAAUCUAUAUAUACAUACAAACACAAGAGCAAAUCAAAGGGACGGGAAACGGGAAGAGGUGGUGCGUGCUAACUCCUAUGCAUCGCAUUCCUGGAUGUUCAUUGGUCAAUGAUGAUGCUGCACUGCUGCAGCUCGGGUAGUUUUUGCUAAGCUGGAGGUGCAGCAGACAAGACAACAAGAAAGAGGAGGCAACUAAGGAGUAGUACUAUACUGAUGCCACUAGUCCAUCGUGGAGCUCGGUUCAGGAAGCUCAUCGAUCUCGUUGUACUUGUACCGAACUAUCUCAAAAAACAUAGUGCCUGUUUGUCUGGAUUGCUGCUCGGCCACAAGCACAGCUGUCUGGCCCGGGGCACCAUCCAAACAAUCCCAUAUAGAGCGUGUUUGGACGCAGUCAUGCGCUUGGGUUUUGCUUUUGCCUGUCUGUGCCCGGCAGAUUCAUGGGCCUGUAAGCAAACACGUCCCAAUUAUCUGAACUCGGAAUUAUUUACGCCUCGGCAAGAUUCAUCAACUCAAUUUUUUUG
This is a messenger RNA of Zea mays, 2134 nucleotides long. RefSeq lists its product as uncharacterized. The transcript has 12 exons. NCBI's taxonomy places the organism in Eukaryota, Viridiplantae, Streptophyta, Magnoliopsida, Poales, Poaceae. The coding region runs from base 291 to 1577 and encodes 428 amino acids. The record is from RefSeq and is marked provisional. Gene Ontology annotation, cellular component: membrane.